Messenger RNA from Musca domestica (house fly), 4660 nucleotides. Its product is annotated as restin homolog. The transcript has 6 exons. NCBI's taxonomy places the organism in Eukaryota, Metazoa, Arthropoda, Insecta, Diptera, Muscidae. The record is from RefSeq and is a predicted model, not a curated record. The annotation marks the transcript as partial.
UAUAUAUCUUAUACAAAGCAAGAUUUGAGUCUGAAUGGACUUAGACUUUGCAUUCGCCCAAGAUUUCUCGCACAAACACAAGUUUACAAGGAAAAAAUUCACGAGUUGGAAACGAAAAUAAAGGAUCUUUCAUCGGGAAAACACGUCGCUGACGAGAGCAAUGAGCAGCUGAACGAAAAACUUGUCGAACAGUCAAAAGUUUUUGAGACCCAAAUAUCAGAGACACAAGACGAGAUACAACGUCUGCAGGAAAAUAUCCAAUAUCUGAAGAAGCAAAAUGAGACACUGCAGGCGGAACUGGUGGAAAAGGAUCAAUCUUUGGAAAAAUUCUCUCUCUCGGAAUGUGGCAUAGAAAAUCUACGCAAAGAGUUGGCUAUGGUCAAGGAGGAGUCGGAGAAAGAACGCGCACAACUUCAAACUGACUUUGGACUAAAACUUGAGGAAAAAUCUCAAGAGAUUCAAAAUUUGCUGGAACAAAUGAAGAAUCUCAAAUCCUCAGUAAGUAGUGUGGAAAGUGAACGUGCCCAUCUGGAGGAUGAAUGUCGCAUACUGCGUGAGGAGUGUAAAUCACGAGAUACACAGGUGGCCGAUGUUUCGGCCCAAUUAGCCAAGUUACAUGCAGAGUUGUCAAUCAAGACUGCGGAGUGUGCAACACUCGAUGAGCUCGUUAAAGCCCAACAAAUGGGAAGCAGCGAGGAGAAGAAUAAACUUGAGGAAAAGACAAUGGAAGUAACGAAGCUGAAGCAAGAAGUUGCCACGCUACAGGAAGUUAAAAUCGCACUGGAGUCAAAUUUGCAGACAGCUACCGAUGAGCUCAAGAAGCUGGCGCAAAUACAAAGUAGUAUCGAGGACAAGCUUAAGGAAGCACUUGCCGAGGAUGAAUCCAAGAAAACUGCCAUGGAUGCUUUGGAGAACACCAUGAAAGAUUUACGCCAAGAAUGUGAGAAAUUAGUAGCAGAGAAUCAACAACUGCAGACCCAAAUAAAAACGCUUUCUUCUGAUUUCGAUAAAGAAAAGUCGGUCAACGAGUCAUAUGUCAGCCAAAUGUCUGAGAAAGAAAACCUUCUAGCCGAUAUCAAGACCUCUCUUGCAACCGCCCAAGAAACAAUUGCAAAAUUACAAAAUGAUUUGGAACAGGCUCAUAAAAGCAAUGAGUUGGUGGUGGCGGCCAAAAACCAAGAGAUAACAGAACUGAAAGGAGAGAUAGAAAAAUUCCAAAACAAAGUUACCUCUUUGGCUGGCGAGUCGUCGGUGGUCGUACAGCAACUCAGUGCCAAAAUAACCAACAUUGAAAGCCAAAAUAAAAGACUAGAAGAAGAUUUAAAGAACUCCAACAUCACUAUCGAGGACCAGCGCUUAAAAUCAAUUCAAAAGGAUGAACUGAUUGCUUCCAAGUUAUCCGAACUUAAAUCCACAACAACUGCCUUGGAAACUUCCACACAACUUUUGGAGAAACUCAAAAGCGAACAUGAAACAGUGCUAAACCGCAAACAUGAGUUGGAGGACGAGCUAAAGAAGAGUGAAGAACGCUAUGCCCAACAACAACUGGAUUUGGGCGACCUCAAGCGCAAAUUGGAGAGUGCGAAUAGUAAAUGCGAAGCCCUCGACCAGCAGAAUGAGACACUGCAGCAGGAGAUUAUUGCAGUGAGAUCUUCGAACACCUCGGUUCACAACGAAGUCAAGAAAUUGAAUGAUGAAGUUCAGCAGAAGCAAAAUGAAAUUGCCACAUUGAGUAGUUCAGCUAAUGAGGAGCGCAUCCGUUUGACGGGACAGAUUGAGGAAUUACAACAGAAGCUUACCAAUAGCAUUAAAGAUUAUACCGACCUAAAAGAGUCGCUGCACAAGUCGAAAGAGGAAAUCAACAAAAAAUCCCAACAAAUCACCGAGCUGGAGGAGAAGAACAUCAAACAGGAACUCCUGCUGAGUGACCAACAGCGCCAACAAGAAAAUCUGCAAAGCAAAUUCGAUUCACUCGUGAAACAAAAUGAAUCACUACAGGCUGACCUUACUUCGCUGCGAACAUCGACUACAGACUCGAACACAGAACUCAUGAAACUAUCGCAAGACUUGGUCAGCAAACAAAAGGCUUUGGAUGAACUUGUCGAUAAGUCAAGCACAGAACGCGCCGCACUCGAAAGCCAACUACAGGCCAGUCAACAGAGAAUCGAUGGCAUGUGUAGCCAAGUGGAGACCUUGACCCAAGAACUCAAGAAUGUGACCGAAGAAAGCUUCAGUCGUUACGAACAACUCAAACAGGCCGAGGAAAAAUGCGGCAAACAGGAGUUGGAUAUGGGUGAUCUGCAACGCAAACUUGAUAGUUUUGUGAACAAGUGCGAAAGUCUCGAAGAACAAAACAAAGCUUUGCAAAACGAUCUGGCGGCGUUACGCCAAGGAUCCGCAGGAUCGAAUGCCGAAAUCGUAAAACUUACCGAGGAAUUGUCACAGCGGCAGAAACAACUUCAGGAGCUCACCGAUAAGGCCAACAACGAGCGUCUAUCUGCAGAGUCCCAACUGCAAGAGGCUAAACAAAGUAUAGAAAGUCAGCAGCAUGAACUGGAGACUCUUCGAAGUCAACUAAAUACCUUAGAAAUCGCCAAAAAGGAACAGAGUGAAGCUUUUGAAAAUGCUAAAAAGGAAUUGGAGGCAAAGUGUCAAGCCGAAAUUAGGGAACUUAAGGAGGCGGAAGGGGCAAAACAAAGAUCUAUCAUUGAGAGCUUUGAGGCUCAACUGAAAAACUCCGAACAAUCAAAAUCAACAUUGGAUGAAGCAAUUUCCAGUCUUCAGAAACAAAUACAGCUGCUACAAGAUGAGUUGCUCAAGUCACAGUUGGAUUUCAAGGCCAAAGAGGGUGAUAUGCAGAAGCAAAUUGCAGCCCUUAAAAUCGAAAAGGACCAACUGUAUUCGAACUUACAGAAGGCGCAAAAUGAUGGCUCCUCGGCCGUUAGUGAUUUACAGCAGGAGAAUACAAGACUUUUGCAGAGCAUAGAGAAACUAACGCAAGAUCUAAAAGACAAGGAUUCGCUGGUUAUCAAAGCUACCAGCGAGGCGGAGCAAUUGCGCAUUCUGCAAUCGAAUACAAAGUCCGAACUAGACUUGGAAUUGCAAAAACUUCGCAAUGCCCUGGAACUGUCCUCCUCCGAAUCGGAACACAAGGCCAAAAUUGUGGAAGAUAGCAACAGAAAGAUAGAAGAACUCAAGUCCAUGAUCGCGUCUUUGAAGACAUCCAAUGAAAACAUAUCCGCCACAAACGCCCAACUAGCCGAAGCACUGGAAAUUCUCGAACAAGAGAAAUGUGAAACCGCCCAUAUAUUUGAAAUAUUCGAAAUGGAAUCUGAUCAAAAUGUUGAAAAACUCAUCGAGAAAUUAUCCCAUUUAAAAGAAGAACUUGCCACUACCCAGCAACAGCUACGCACAAAGCAGGACGAACUACGGGAGAAGGAAGAACAUUUAGCUACAAGCAAUUUGACACUGCAACAAACUCAAACAUCACUUAACGAGGCACAAACAAAUGUACUCCAAACGUCGACUCAACUCAAUGAGUUGCAACAAGCCAAUGCAGAGCUAAAGAAGCUGCACUCGGAUAUGGAGGAGAAGCUGAAACAACAAAAGGAAUUUGAACAACAGCUCGAAGAGUAUAAGAAGAUAAUCGACGAAAUGGAUGACACAUCAACUGAGAAAAAUGAUCAACUGCAACAGUUACAAGCACAAAUUGUCCAAUUGCGGGAGGAACAGUCGAAGGCUGUGGAAAGAGAACAAAAUCUCCAUACCGAAUGUGCCACCUUACAACGAAAAUUGGAAGUAACCGAAAUGGAAAAGACCAAGGAGAUAGUAGCUCUGAAGCAGCGUAUUAGUGAUCUACAGUCCAUUGGCAAUCUGAAGCAAAAUGGUAGCGGAUUAAGUUCCGUUCAGGGGGAUACUGAAAAUGGCGACAGUGCAGCUCAAAUAAGUUUUCUAAACUCCAUCAUAGCUGAUAUGCAGAAGAAAAAUGAUACACUAAAGGCCAAGAUUGAAGCAUUAGAAGCAUUGCCAAUGGACUACACCAAACCACAUGCAUUCGACCUGAUAGCCAAGCGUAAACCGGCGCCCCGUGUAUUUUGUGAUAUUUGCGAUGAAUUUGACAAACAUGAAACCGAAGAUUGUCCGCUACAGGCUUCUGAUGAUAGGCCCUACACACCUCCACCAAGGGCAGAGAGAAACAACAAUGAGCCGAAAGAAAGAAAAUUGCCCGAACCAAGAAAGUAUUGCGAAUCAUGCGAAGUUUUCGGACACGAAACCGGCGAAUGUGAUGAUGAAUGUUACUAGUAUAGUCUUUAUUUUAAUAUAACUGCAUGUAUCUAGUUUAAUAUUUAUGAAAACUCCUUUACAAUCAAUGUCUCCAACCGAUUCUAAAGACAAACAUCCAAACUAAGAGAUGUAAUUGUGAUUUUAUGUAAAAUCUUUUGAUGUUUGUCACACAUUUUGUGCUUUUGUUUUUAUGUUUUUAAUUUCAUUUGUUCUUUCGUUUUAGUUUGUACAAUUAACAAUAAAUGUUAUAAAUUCAGUUCUGUUUUGUUGAUGUGCAUCAUUUCUAAAUUAUAAACUAUUUUGAUUAAGAACAAUUAUUAGAAAAAUAUCAAAUUCAAAACUACUAAUAAAUAAAUUCUUUUUCAACUCAUGGGAA